GUGGGGUGUCGAAAGAUCGCUUGGCCUUUGAAGAGCUGGGUACGCGAGAGAUGGACAGGUUGUUCUCGACGCUGGAGCCGUGCGACGUGAGCGGGUUCAAGCGGAAGCCCACUAACCUGUUGAGUGCAGCCUCUCUGAUAGCGGGCACUGCGGUUGGUGCGGGCAUACUUGCUCUUCCCGCGGCCACACUUCAGGCCGGACUCUUGCCCAGCGCCGUCGGGCUCGUCAUGAUGUGGGCGUACAUGGUGGGCACGGCGUUGCUAAUUGCGGAGGUGAACGUUAACGUCAUCUGCUCGCAGGGCACGCCUGGAGUGGGCUUGAUUGCCCUUGCAGAGCAGGCUUUGGGAAAGGGCGGCGCAAGGUUCACUGGCCUCGUGUACGUCUUCAUCCACUACUCGUUGCUUGUGGCCUAUAUGGCGCAGGGGGGUGAGCUUCUCGCCGAGAGCUUCAACAGUGUGUUCGCAACCGCGGGGUCAGGCAUAGCGGCAUUGCCCGAGUGGGCUAGUCCUGUGGCCUUCUGCCUCGCCCUCGGUGGCUUGGUGUUAUUCUUCACCGAGGAAUUCGUUGCAUCUGUCAACAGUGUCUUGGUGGGAGUGGUGCUAUUAUCGUUCUUUGGCUUAGUGGGGGUGGGAAGCGGGGGCGUCCAGAUGAACUACCUCGCCGAACAAGACUGGAGCAAGCUGCCCUCCACUGUGCCGGUGCUGUUCAUCGCCAUGGUGUUCCACAACGUUAUUCCGGUCGUCACGACCCAGCUUGAAGGGGACGUCGACAAGAUUCGGAAGGCAGUGAUCGGAGUGUCACUGGCCCCACUACUCAUGUUCAUCGCCUGGAAUGGUGUGAUCUUGGGGAGCGUGUCGAAGGAUGCCGGUCUGGUUGCCGAGGCAGCCGGCGGCGUUUUCGACCCUCUCCAGGCUUUGCGAGCAAAUGCCGGCAGCGCGGAGGGCGCUGGAGCCCUUAUUGGGCCCUUGAUAUCAAUUUUCUCCGAAGUCGCCAUCAUCACAUCUUUCAUAGGUUUCAUCGUGGGCCUGCUGGACUUCUUCACGGACGUGCUCAAGAUCCCUCCCGGGGACACUUCCAAGGAGCUUCCAUUGUACGGCGCCAUAUUGCUCCCGCCCCUGGGCGUGGCUGUGACGGAUCCGGACAUUUUCUUCGCCGCCCUCGACACCGCGGGAACCUUCGGGAUAUCCUUGUUAUGCGGAGUGCUACCAGCCGCUAUGGCGUGGAGGCAACGAUAUAGCGGAGACAGCACGAUCGCGACACUGCCGCUCGUUCCAGGAGGGAAAGCGACCCUUGCAGGUAUUGCUGGGUUUGCCGGAGUUGUCAUAUUUCAGAAGCUUUUGGAAAUGGCUGGCUUGACCGUGCCCGCCUAAAGACCAAACAAGAGGAGACUGGAUAUGGCAUGGCAACUAUGGAACCGGUGCAACACAGGGUACAAGCCCUGGUGCUUAACACCACCCUCACCGCGAGAUGCCGUGUGAGGAGCAGUUGCAACACGAGUAUCAAUCACAGCUUGACGGAGGGAAAGACCAUUGAUAGAAGGACCAUUGAUACCCUUCGAGGCUUGUACGUCGGGUCGCUGUGCUAGCUGUCUGUUCGCAAAGCUUGUCUCGAGGUCGUACAUCAACGAUACUGAGAUAUUGAGGGUGGCACUGGUGUUCUUUUCUUUGCUCCCAUUCUCAAUCGUCAUUCGAAUGGUCUGACGAUCCUACGAUUUACCCCCCUCCAACUAAGAGUGUUCCGAUCCGGGUCAAGAGCUCGUCCGCGGUGUUGGUCCUGUGAAUACCCUUCCAGGGUCGAGAUUGCUGCCUCACACUGGUGGCCAGAGGGGCAGGUCGGGCACAAACUACAACCUGCGGGGGGGAGGUUGGGAGGACGACUUCGACCUUGAAUCCAUGUUUUCUUCAGGCUUGCAGCCCGUCGUGUUGAUUGCAAUAACGCCACUAUCCAAGAUGCGGGAUAACUUGCACGCUUUGGGCUGCAACCUCCCUACAACCUCCCCCCCCCAGGUUGUGUUGAGUGCCCCAACCUACCCACAACCUGCCUCUGGCCACCCGUGCAUUUUUAGCAGGAAUGAGGCUGCAAUCUAUCAGUCGGUUGUUUCCCACAAGCCAGUCACUGACAUUGACGACGUCGCGCUGUUGACCGCGCGAAGUCCCGGAGCUAAGGCGGUCAAAAGACGAUGUCUAUUGCCUCGUAGCGUGUUGAGGUGCCUACUUUGGAAGCAGUACCAGGGACAGAUUUUCUUGCCCGCCACGCGCACAUUUGUAGGUGGUGGUGCGCCUCAAAGUCAGAAUAGUGAUGGUCUAUCUUCCGCAAAAAGAGUCACACUUUGCAUAGAGUUUGGCCACUCGACUUCUCACGAUCGGGGAAGACUUCACCCAACUCUAACUGUUUUGAGGGAAUUCGGCCAUACGACUCCUGAUAUGCAUUGAAUAAAACAUAGCUGAACGAAAGCGAUUGAAGGGAUCCCGACCCCGACCAAACGGCUUCAUUGAUUGGACGGUAGAGCAACCGACAGCACACUUGACACAGGCACGGCUGCACCCGAUGUCACUUUGAGGCCGUCGAACAACACGACUUCCUCAAUGGCUUCCGUCAAUCCUCCCGCCCAAGCCGACCUACUCCAGAGCAUUUGGCGACACAACUUCAGCAACGACGUUAUCUGCUUACGCACGAGCGCCGGACACAUGCCCAAGCUGACGUCGAAUUGGUUCUAAUGGGAAAACAUGGGAACGCGUUGGUUACUAUCGUUGGGGUUGAGAAGUGCACCACAUGGAAGAGGUCGUCGAGGUGUACCGGUAAGUACGAACGUCAACGGUACGUGCACGGCCGCAGGGAGAGAGCAAUCGAACACGUCCAAACAGCGAUCGUUCUUGGAUUUGCCUAGGCCAUACUCGGAACAGCUUCCCGGAAGCAAGAGAAUGGCACCAAGCUCACCACAAACCGAACGUGGCACCGUCCAAGCCCGAUGCACGUCAGCGCUCUGCCCGAAAAGUCGUGGUUUGCAACACACAUGCCGUGUACACCGAUACUUGUACAAGCGAAGAACACGAGCAGACCACAGGCUGUCGUCUUCCUCAAACCAAGCACCUCUCCAGGGGAAAUUCGACAACUACCGUCACGUUCCAAGGGGGCGCCAUGUUCGCCUG
Ectocarpus siliculosus is the source of this 3149-nucleotide messenger RNA. The record is from the annotation of a GenBank genome assembly. Lineage: Eukaryota; Phaeophyceae; Ectocarpales; Ectocarpaceae.